Molecule: messenger RNA, 5797 nt
Organism: Macrobrachium nipponense
Lineage: Eukaryota; Metazoa; Arthropoda; Malacostraca; Decapoda; Palaemonidae
Gene: MESR3
Exons: 6
Coding region: 1205-2419 (404 amino acids)
Biological process (GO): regulation of transcription by RNA polymerase II
Cellular component (GO): nucleus
Molecular function (GO): RNA polymerase II cis-regulatory region sequence-specific DNA binding; DNA-binding transcription factor activity, RNA polymerase II-specific
Source: RefSeq, a predicted model, not a curated record
UAACCAGCAAGAGUCGUUGACGGUUGUGUGUGCGUGCGUUCUCGUAAACAUUGUUGUAUGGUGCCCGUUUGUUUAAAAAGGAUUUUUUAAUUUGCCUGUGUUUAAUGGAGGACGUGAAUAAACAUUUUUUCGUCGUGAGAGUUUUGCUUUGUUAAUUAAAAAGGAAAGGACGAAGCUGGACUGACGGUGGUAAUCCCUGGGACCAGACGCGCACACACGCUCAACACCUGAGCAGGUCCUGUGACAUACUCUCGGCAUCGCCUGACGCGUUCAGAUGGUGAACGGAGAGACGGAAAAACUGUCUCUUCUCUGCACAUACUAAGGCGUUGACGGUUUUCCAGCCUUGCAUGUGAAACGAGCUGCCAUUGGCCAAGAGCAUCCGUGACGUCGCACUGCAACCCACGCCAUAGGCUCGAAGAAUCCAUGACAUCACCCUCGCCGCUGUGAUUGGCGGGAUCGUUAACGGUGACAUCACUGGGCUGGAAGAAAGGCAGAGAGCUGAUUGGUCGAGGCGGGCCAUGACAUCAUCACCUGUACUGGCUGUGUGGGACUUUUCGCUUUCAUAUAGCGAGGUGCAUGUCAAUGGCGAGGACAGUUGAGAGGAUGCAGUGAGCGAGACUGAUGCGAUAACCGCUGAUCGUUGGAUCGUGUUACCGUUGCUGUAUCUCUUGCGAAGGAAAAGGAAGUGUUAAUAUGCAAAACACAAUCGAAACUAAGAAGUGGUUUUAGAGGUCUCAAAGGAAGAUUAUUUUUUGAAGUGUUAAUAUUGAGUUUGCAGUUUACCUGUAGCCGUUAUGCGUGAAAAGGUGUUGAUGAAUUUGAUAUAAUAAAAGGAAGGAUUAAUCCGCCGCUGACGCCGAAAUCUGGAAUCUGGUAACAACAUUACAGGCCGUGCUGGAAGCGAGUGACCGAAAAGAUAUUCAUUCCCCUGGAAGCCUGUAGAACCAGUUGAUGCGAAGCGUGUGCAGGGUUGCAGGUUGUGUUUGAUAUAAGCUCAGAGAAGAAGGAGUUCCUGGGUUUAGGGUUUUAAGAGUUUCAAGGGUUAUUUCUCUUGGUCUUUUGGGUCUGAAAAUACAAGAGGAAGACCCACCUGAAGAAGCCUGAAAUGAAGAUGUUUUGAGCAACCCAUCGCAAGAACCUCCUCCUUUCAGACUCGCAUCCGGAUGACUCAGUGACACCUCUUCAAAAAAACUGCGUUCUUAGGAUGUGUCAAGGAAGCCCCGACUGUUCAGGUCAUUGUGGGGACAGUGUGAGACCUUCUCCUGCAGAAGGCAGCGGCGAAAACAUCACCAACAACAAUAACAAUAACAACACCACCAGCAACAGCAGUCACACCAGCAACAGCAUCAUUCAUCACCACCACCACCAGGAAGGCACCCACACCAUCGCCAAAGUGGCUCCAGCCGCCCCAAUCCGCGCUGGAAGCAUGACCAGCGCCCACGCCCACAACCUUAACAACAGAAACAGCAUGACGCUGGGCGCCGUCAGAGGGUGUUCCACCCUCAACGAGGUGGGCGUGGCGAGACACUUGCCACACUACGCCUCCACGCCCCACCUCUUCGUCUUUCAGGCUGCGGAGGACGAGGACGAGGUGGACAAUAUUCCUCCCAAGGAGCCCAAGGAGCCGAUCUAUUCCUCGGCCAUCGACAUCAGGAAAGUCGUCGCCGCCCACGAGGUGGAAGCGCUCCGACGCAUCAAUGAGAAGUACGACUCCCUGAAGGCGCUGACGGACCGCCGAGACGACCUGGACGACCCCCUCAGUGUGACCGACGACGACGUCGCCCGGAUCGAGACGUCCUUCCGGGGCCACAAGACCCAACUGUGGGUCUGUCGCACCCUGGCCAACUUGUACAGCGAGGGGGGCGCGGGGGCGUCUCACGGGACGUGGGAGCUGAAGUACACGGGCGUCCCUCUCCUCCUGCUCGACCAGGGAGACACCAAGUCUCGCGACAAGCGCCUCAUGCAGAUCAUCCUGGCCGAGAAGGGCACUGGCUUCGCUCUCUGGAGGGACGUCGUGGAUAACCUGACGUCGUACCGCGCCCAGGAGCCGCAGUUCCACACCCUCUACCUGUCGUCCGACCACCGGCGUCGCAUGGGCCUCUCCUUCAACGACGGCCGCGCCGCCUGCGAGUUCUACAGCCACAUCGAGCGCCUGACGGCGGACCCGGCUAACAUUUCCCUCUCGGGUCCCGGGAAGAAGAAGAACAAGCCCAAGGAGAAACCCGUGAAGUACAAGGCUCCCAAGAAGACGGACAUCUCGUCCCCUUGCAACUUCCAGCACGUGACGACCGUCGACGCCUGCGACAAGCAGAGGUUCUUCUCCCUUCAGGCAUUCUCCAAGAAGAAGGGCGACUCCAUCAUCACCGAGAUUAUCUCGGAGGUGGAGAGGCCCAUAGAACCUCCUAUGGCCAAGGUUUAAGUCGAAGACCGCCAGAGGGAUGACAAGUAGGUAGAAGGGAAGGUGAAAACGACGAGUGUCAAAAAUGUGUGAAUGACAGACGGAAUGCGAAGUGUCAUUGGUGCUAUUCAGUUGGUGCGGGAAAGCGCACGAACUCUCCUUUCUCUGUAGCUAUGGGGAUAUAACGUUUGAUGAUGGUUUCUUCUGGCGAUAAAAUGAGACGUAACUCAACGCAAAGUGUUAUCAAGUGCUGCGUAAGUCUCAUAAGACAGUCUGUUGAUACUUGAAACAAGUGCCAAUACACAGGGAUAAACCUUGCGGCUAGAAAGUGCGCAGUUAUUCGAUGAAGGAAUCUGUACCUCUUCUAUCGUUUGUUUAGAGGCGUGCGCUACUAAGUGCCAGUGCUGGACACUUUAAAGUGUUGAUUAAUAGUAAGAAAAAAAAGGUACUGUGCAAUGCAGACAGAUACAUUGAGAAAAUAGACUGAUAAUAUUAAUGAGGGAUUUGCCUCAGUGCUAGUAUUGUUUAUGGAUAAAUUCUUUUCAUAAUGGAGAUUUUUACAAUACGUGAAAAGCUGACACACUGACUUGACGUGAUACUAUAAUAAAUAAUGAAUGAGAAAUAAUGAAAAAUGAAAGUGCAUUCAUAAGAUCAUUAUUUUUUUUCAUUUAGGAUUCGGUGUUCUGCAGUUGUGCCAUUUUGCCCCUGUUAAGGAGUUGGCCCUUUAAAAGUUUAAAAAAUACUAAAAAAAAAUGUAUAAAUGGCAUAGUCAUUUAGAAGCUGCUGUGGAUGAUUGUCAGUUUUGUAAUAUAAUUGUUUUUCACAAGACGCUUACUGGUUGGUAAUAUAUAUAAUGAUUUUAUGUUCUGUCUCCCAAGUACAUAAUGAUUUAUUUUAUUUUAUUUUUACCCGCCAGCAAUUUGCUGGCUUGUCUUUUCAUUACAGAGUCUAGUUGUAUAAACUUCUGUGUUGUAGUCAAGUAGUUAACGAUGUUAUUGUGAUAUGAGGAAUAUAUUUUUUGCCUUUAGCCAGCAGUCUCCUACUACAUUUUUUGUAUGAAUUAUGUAAUAUAUAUAUAUAUAUAUAUAUAUAUAUAUAUAUAUAUAUAUAUAUAUAUAUAUAUAUAUAUAAACCUGGCUCGUAUGUAACUAUCCAUUGAGAUACAAGGUUUGUUGCUACGUUCAGGGCUAAGUCCAAUUCUCCCUAAUCCCUUUUUUUUCUUGCCUUCUUCGGGUCUGGGCAGGAACCGGGGAAUUAUGCUUCCCUUCUAGCCUCGCCUGACCGUAUUAAGAAAAUAUUUCAAGGGUUCCUCUUUGACAUUUAUGGCAUUAAUUUCAUAUGAGUAUAUUUUUAUUUUUGGUCUUGUGUUCGUAUACUUCACUUACUUCAUUAUUUCCUUGUGUUGGGUAUGGUUACUGCAGUUCUCUCUCUUUUUGAAUUCAAUUUGAAAAAUCGAAUGUUGGUCUGGUAGAUGUUUGUAUUUAAUGGAAAUUGCCUGCUCGGUUUUCUAAUGAGCAAAUUUCUCCGUUGAUGUAUUUUAGAAAAUUCAUUGUAUUUCUGACUUUAUAAAAGUUCAGCGUUGUCUUUCAGUCGAUUUCUGGUUAGGCCAGGACUGAAAUAGUACUUUUACCAUUUGAUAUACCUACAUGUAAAAACUCUUUCACAAAAAAACAUUCCUUUCCUCCUUAGAGCUUCUUUUCAGAAAGAUUCGUGUUUAUCCUUCGAAUACUUUUGCGCCAUUCAAACAGAUUCCAUUUUGUAACAUCAGCAGCUUGUGUCAUGGAUGGCAGAGUUGUGUAAAGGAUGUUGUGUAAAAGAAUUUUGCCGGUAAUCCCAAGGAUGACCUCAGCAGUACAAAGGAUGUUUUUAUCACUGUACUGCAGGUCCUUUAAAUAUCUCACUAUCUCGCAAGACCUUUUGAAGAUAAUAAGUCCUUUGCGUUGUAAAGUUCACCAUCCUCAAUUUGUCUUAAAAAUUUUUUUUUUGCGUCUCAUAACCUCUACUGUACAACUUUGAUAUUGAAACUUGAAAAAGAAAAAAAUUGCGUUCGAGAAACCGUGUUUGCAUGCAUCGUCUCGGUAAAGCGUCGGCUUCAAGGAAUGCCCGUUCUGAAAUCUACCUUUGUACGUUUUGUAUUUUUGUGAACAUUUUUACGGUCUCGGUUUUGUAUGAUAUUGAAAUCGAAAUUCUUAGUGAUACAGUGGUAGACUGUUAAUGUCUUAGAGGUAAAGAUCGGUGUUUAUGAAGCAAAAAUAGACAAACAUUUUGGAGCCGAGGCCCGUUCCAGAGUCAUUCAAGCAGGUAAACGAAUGAAGCGGGUAUGAGAGGUGCGGCUCAGCGAUGGUUGGCUUCUUGCCAAGAUUACGAGAGGAGAGGGUAACAAAACACAAGCUUGGUUCUCUAGGUUCGCCGUCACGAGUUUAUCGUUUUUAUUUCAUUUUCCUUUCUCUGAUCACUUUAUUUACUUCCAUAAAGGCCAAUGUUUAGUUUUUUUACUUUUUUAUUGUUUACGCCGCAAGGAGGAUUUGAUUCGCAAUUUCAAAGGCUUGCGUCCGAAAGCCACUCCUUUGAUUUCGGGGAAAAUUACCUGUUGUUCCUUUUAGUUCAACAUGUAGCGAUCGAAAGUCCCGCCCCACGUGUGCUUCUGUAUUUAAUUCCUUCAGAUAUAAUAACUAAAGUAAGCGAGCCUCGCUUAAAACCAUCUUUAUAGCUUCAGGAUAUUGUAAGAUAUCGGGUCCGCUGAGAAUACGUAUUUAUAGCAAAUUACGUCAGUAGGAAACUUUCCACGAGCAAGUUUUUGUUAGAAUCAGUUUUGUUGUAUACGUAUUUCACACUGAUUCUUGUGACAUGACUACUUAAAGAAUGUAUAAUCUGUAUGUAGAUGUCACAAUAAAAACGGUGUUAUUGCUUUCAUCUAAUGAAAUUAAAACAUGAACUGAAGUACGAUAUCACAUAAAAGAAUUAACACAAAAUCUUUCUGAAUGGAAGCUUCGCGUCCACAGGUAUUGUCUUUGGGUCCAUUACACAUCUUCGUACCUGAUCUCUGAAAACUAUCUUACUCGUCUCCUGUGUGAAAUUUAAAUAUUUUCUAUUUUCUUUCGACAUUCCCAAUUAUACCCCUGAUAGCAGCUGAGUGAAGGUUGAAGUUCAACAGAACGUAAUAUAAUCUAAUCAUAUAAAUAACAUGUAAAUAUAUAGUAUAUCUCUCCAUUUCGUAUUUAUCCAUGUCAUUAAUUUAAACCCAUUUUGAAAGUGUUCGAGUGUAUCAGCUCUGCAGCUUUUUACACUUUAUGUUGAAACCAUUGAAUGUGUCAAGAGGAGGAGCCAUAUGUUCGUCUCAGUUGAUUCAUGCAGCUUUUCAUGAAGGUGUACAGUGUAAAUAAACAUUAUAUGGAUUAC